CGCUCAACAUCCACACGCACGCAUCAUCGCACCCCCCCACCGCAUCGUCGACCGGCCGUCCAAUGUCCCAGUGCACCGCCCCUCGCUCGUAACACCUCACGUCUCUGCGCACCCCCCGCGCCUGUAGAUCGCCGUGCAAUCAGUCUCCCGCACCGCACCUCAGCAUGCCGCCGCUGAACGUGCUGGCGGCCCGCCUCGCCCGCCGCCCUGGGCGCAUAUUGAUUCUCGUAGUAGUCUUCUUCUUCUUUGCAUAUACGCUCAAGGGGCGGAGACCCUCUGCGCCACAGCCCGUCCACAAGGCGAAGACCAAGAGCUUCUUCCCACCGCUCGAGCAGAGGAGUGCGAACAGUAUUGAGCUCGACUACUGCCAGAACUUUCCCAAGGACCUGCUUAAGCAGGUCCAGGUCGUCCUCAAGGUGGCUGCUGGCGAGACAGCUGUCAACAAGGCGCAUCUCAGCACCGUCACGAGCUGCAUCGACAACCUUAUCAUCGUCAGCGAGGCCGAAGAACGACUGGGCGACCGACACGUCUACGAUAUCUUGGCCGAGCUGCCCAAGAGCUACGAAGUCAACAACCUCGACUUCCAGGCCUACGUUAGCCACAAGAAGGCUUACGCCGAGGGCGAGACGAAGCAGGAGUCGCAGCGCAGCUUCAAGCUGGACCGCUUCAAGUACCUGCCCAUGGUUGACAAGGCAUACAUCUCUAGCCCGAAGGCCAAGUGGUACGUCUUCCUCGAGUCGGACGUCUACUUCUUCUGGGACACGCUGUUCCGCCUACUAAGCCAGCUCGACCCCGACGAGUCACACUACCUGGGCGCGCCGCAUAAGGGCAGCGAAGGCCGCUGGUUUGCAUACGGUGGCGCAGGAUUCGUCAUGUCGAACGGCCUCAUGAAGCAGCUGAUCCCUGCAAAGACGCCAGGCUCCACGGAUAUCCCCCGUGAGAAUCGCCUGAGCGUGCGUUUCGAAAGCUGGGUCAAGGAGGAAGCCCGCGGCGACGCAGUCCUUGCGUACGCUAUUCAGAACGCUACCGGUCACAGACUGGAAGCUCUGGACCCUACAUUCACUAGCGACGAGCUGCGCAAGAUCACGACUUACCGUGAUCGCUGGUGCGUACCACUGCUCUCGCUGCACCAGCUGUCUCCCGAGCAGAUGGAGAACCUAUGGAAGUGGGAGCGCACACGGCCUUACAACCUGAAACCCUUUACAUACUCCUCUCUCCUCUCCUACACCCACUCCUUCCUUGCGAAUGGCCCUUCUCGCGAAUGGUGGGACAACCUCUCAGAGGCCCCCGUGCCUAACGAUCGCCCCGCCCACCACAACGCCGGCAUGUGUGGCUCCGAGUGCCACAACGACCCAAACUGUCUCCAGUGGUCAUUCUCGCAGACCGUCUGUCGUCACUCGAGUUACAUUCGAUUAGGCGAUGCAGUCGACAAGGAGAAUGGUGGCCAGGGUGAAUUCGUCUCUGGUUGGGACGCCGAGACGUUCCGCACAUUGGGCUUUGGUGUAUCCGAUGAGAAGGGUGAGAGGAAGUUUUAUGAAGGCUGCGACGAGGCCACAUGGCUUAGUCCCAGGAUGCUGUAGAACGGCCAUAUCAUACCGCACACCGCGAUACACAUUUCCCGUAAUGCGCACAAGACAGCAGCGCAUGUGCGCACACUUCUGUUUGAGUAGGAGCAGGAUGACGGUCCUGAUGGCGUUGUGGUGGAUCAAUUAUGCAUGGCGUUCUGGAUACACACCACUGUUGAGUUUGAGCGAAGAGCAUAGAGAGCGAUUAUUUGGUACGUCACGAAUGGCAGCUUGUGUUGAUAAGAUGGAGAAGCAGCGUGAAAAGGGCACGAUCUCGCGCACAAAGAGACUGGGUGGACCACGAAGCAUGUCGGUUACAUGCCAUCCGCAUCCAGGGAAGAUAUAGGAACGUAUAACUUAAUCAACCGCAUUUUUUGCAGGACAA
Molecule: messenger RNA, 1950 nt
Organism: Didymella exigua CBS 183.55
Lineage: Eukaryota; Fungi; Ascomycota; Dothideomycetes; Pleosporales; Didymellaceae
Product: glycosyltransferase family 31 protein
Exons: 2
Coding region: 165-1580 (471 amino acids)
Cellular component (GO): membrane
Molecular function (GO): glycosyltransferase activity
Source: RefSeq, a predicted model, not a curated record